AUGAGACCAAUAGUAUUACAAGCUCAUGAGCGUCCUAUUACAUUUGUAACUUAUAAUUUUGAUGGAGAUUUGGUAUUUUCAUGUGGCAAGGAUGGGUCAGUUGCAUGUUCAUUUACUUCCGAUGGAAAGGUUGCUGCUAAAUAUGAAGCAGGAAGAGCAGCAGUUUGGAAUUGUGACCCUUCAUUAGAUGGGAAAACUUUGAUAAUGUCUUCCGCAGACCAGAAGUGCGUGAGCUUUGAUAUUGAGAGAGCAGAGAUAAUUUCCUCGUAUCCCAUGAGUGGUACUUGCCGUUUUGUAGAGUUCAAUAGAAAAUACGAUAAUCAAGACAAGUUUGUUGUGGCUGUAGACCAAUUCUAUCCGGAGCCUCGACAAUUACUUAUAAAAAAAGUUGGUGAUCCAAAUAUGGAAGGCAUUAGAAUUACAGGAAUUAAUAGCAGAAUCACACGUGCUCAUUGGGGUAUGUUUGAUCAAAAUAUUAUUUCUGGCCAUGAGGAUGGCGGUAUCUACAUCUGGGAUAUCAGGCAAAGUUCGGAACCAUAUGAAGUUUUAAGGGCCCACUCUAAAUUGCUUACAUGCUGUUCAUUCUCAGAGGAUAGGACCUUGAUGUUAACUUGCAGUCAUGACAUGACGGCAAAACUGUGGGAUAUGGUAAACUUAAAAGAAAUUAGAAAGUAUACAACUAACCGUCUUUUGAACGGUUGUUCUAUAUCUCCAAACUUUAACAAGGAGAAGGAUCCAAGAAGACAUAUUUUACUUGGAGGUGGUCAACUCGCACAAGAUGUCACAACAACCGGUACUCAAGAAGGUAAAUUCCAAACUCUAAUUAUGCAUAUGAUUUAUGGGACCGAACUUGGUGCUAUUAAAGGUCACUUUGGUACUAUGAAUGCUUUAGUUUAUGCCCCAGAUGGUAUGGGUUUUACUACUGGUGGAGAGGAUGGCUUUGUACGUAUUAAUCAUUUUGAUGAUGAAUAUCUCAAACUAGACCCUUAA
Molecule: messenger RNA, 990 nt
Organism: Cryptosporidium ubiquitum
Lineage: Eukaryota; Apicomplexa; Conoidasida; Eucoccidiorida; Cryptosporidiidae
Exons: 2
Coding region: 1-990 (329 amino acids)
Biological process (GO): cytoplasmic translational initiation
Cellular component (GO): eukaryotic translation initiation factor 3 complex, eIF3m
Molecular function (GO): translation initiation factor activity; RNA binding; protein binding
Source: RefSeq, a predicted model, not a curated record